AUGGACCGGCAAGUCUUCUUGUCCGAAGUCUUACCGGCUAUGGCGAGCCACGGCUUCGACGAGAGUAGCUCUUCGACGUUAACAUGUCUGGUAUUCGCGCUUGGUGAAGUAGCCAUCAGCGCCGUGCAGGGCGCUCCGCUUGGGAGAUAUAAAGGCCGCCCCAGUGGUAUUAGGGGAGGAACAAUAGAAAGGCCGCCAGGACUAGUGUUUUUCAACGAGGCUAGAAAGAGAAUGGGUUUCAAUCUGACCGAAUGCAGUCUACAAAACGUGCAGAUCUUUGCAUUAGCAGCCAUAUAUUAUGGGACAUGUUGUCAUCAUCUGGAGUUUUGGCGUAUGACGACCUCGGCAUCGCUGGCGUGCCAGGCAUUGUUGACGAGUAACCCGGAUGUCCUAACAACUCACCGAGGGGAUUUGGUCCGGAGAACGUUUUGGCAUUGCUCCAUAAUGGAGACAUGUCUGAAUAUGGAGCUAAAUAUUCCUCGGACUGGAUUGGAUAAGCUAGAAUCACUAGUAGGACUACCUGACUUCAGCGGCUCAUUCUCCGAAGAAGAUUAUAUCGGAAACCAAGCCUCCCACUUUCAGGAACAUUUCGCUUCGCAAAUAGUGCUUCGGCGGUUAUCCGUGGAGUUUCAUACUACGCUAAGUAAUGCUUUCGGUCCUACGAAUCUUCCUCCUGAAGCGCCAAUAUCCCCAGCAGCCGUGAUGAUGAAGCAAAUGGCUGAACAGUUGGAUCAAUGGAGAGGCCUACUGCCAGUAUAUCUGCGCUGGGAGGAAGAGAAUCCAGGGGCAUUCUCGAAUCCAACCGAAGAAAUGUAUGGUGAUCAAUCAAUGUACCCGCCCCCCGUGCCCGACCUUCAUACGAAUUUCAUGUUUUCGGCGGACCUAGAUAACCCUCCUGUGGCCUAUCCUUAUGCGGUGGAUAUACAAACUGCCAGCCUUAGGACACGAUAUUACUACGUUAAGUAUCUCAUCCACAGGCCAUUCAUCUUCAAAGCCCUACAUCAUCCUGAGCAGAUGACACGGGACGACGCAGAGGGUGUCGUGGAAUGUCUCAAGGCGAUGUUAAAAUGGCCUAUUGCAAUGUCACCAACUUGUUUCCACAAGAGACUGAUCCCAUGUCUCUUCUUCUGGUCACAGAAUCUCCUCGGUAUCCUCCUGAUCCUACACCUAACACAACAGGUACCCAUCUUAAUGCGAAUCCGGGGGUCGCUGAUGGGGACUAAAUUCGACCAAGAUGCUAACGAGACGGCCGUAUUGUGCAUCGAUUGGAUACGGGACCUCAAAGAUACGGACGCGACCGCUCUAUGGUGCUGGGAGAUACUGAAAGGAAUCUACUCUCUAGGGGACGAGACGUGA
Daldinia childiae is the source of this 1356-nucleotide messenger RNA. RefSeq lists its product as uncharacterized. Gene Ontology annotation, biological process: DNA-templated transcription. NCBI's taxonomy places the organism in Eukaryota, Fungi, Ascomycota, Sordariomycetes, Xylariales, Hypoxylaceae. The record is from RefSeq and is a predicted model, not a curated record. Gene Ontology annotation, molecular function: zinc ion binding; DNA binding. The transcript is spliced from 7 exons. The coding region runs from base 1 to 1356 and encodes 451 amino acids.